Molecule: messenger RNA, 1612 nt
Organism: Aspergillus japonicus CBS 114.51
Lineage: Eukaryota; Fungi; Ascomycota; Eurotiomycetes; Eurotiales; Aspergillaceae
Product: putative MFS transporter
Exons: 4
Coding region: 75-1487 (470 amino acids)
Biological process (GO): transmembrane transport
Cellular component (GO): fungal-type vacuole membrane
Molecular function (GO): transmembrane transporter activity
Source: RefSeq, a predicted model, not a curated record
AAGGAGCAUCAUGCUCACAAUUUAUCUUUCGUCUCAACCACAUCUCAUUCCCGGCAAAAGAGAGAAGUUCAAUCAUGUCUCGAUCGGAAGAGAAUCACCAGCACCACCCGCAACAACAUGGGAAAGCCGUGCUAACCCGUGUCUUGGAUGAAAUGGGGCUCGUCACCGUCUGGCGGUCCCCGCGCGAUGUGAAGCUCCUCUGCGCCCAGCGGUUUGUGCGGCUGUUCGCCUACGGGGCCUCCACGCUGAUCCUCGUGUCUUAUCUCUCCGCGUUGGCCAUCUCGGAGGAACGCAUCGGGUUAUUUAUGACCUUGACCUUGGUCGGGGAUGUGGUGAUUAGUUUUCUCUUGACGUUGUUUGCGGAUGCGAUGGGGCGGCGGGCGGUCUUGUCGUUGGGGUCGGCUUUGAUGACGGGGAGCGGGGUCGUCUUUGGCCUUGGGGCUGGGUUUUGGGGGUUGCUGGCCGCUGCGGUGCUGGGAGUUAUUAGUCCAAGCGGCAACGAGAUCGGCCCCUUCCGGGCGGUGGAGGAAUCCACGCUGGCGCAUCUGACCUCCCACGAGCAUCUGAGCGACAUCUUUGCUUGGUAUUCUCUCCUCGGGACGGCGGGGACGGCCCUGGGCAUGAUGUCGUGCGGGUGGGCCAUCAAAUUCCUGCAAGUCACGAAAGGGUGCGAUUUCAUCACCGCCUGCCGGGCCAUGUUCUUCGGAUAUGCUGCGGUCGGGGUGGUAAAGUUGGCUCUGACCCUCUGCCUAAGUCGAAAGGUGGAGGCGAUCCAGGAGGAGGAUCGUGCAGCGGAGGAUGCGCAGGAAUCCGGCGAGACUGAGGCGCUGCUAGGUGAUCGUCCACGCGAAGAGUCUCAGCAACAGCAGCAGCAGCCGCCAAAGACGGAUAAGCCGUCACUCUUCUCUGCGUUUGAUCGUGACCUCCUGAGCCUGGUGCUCAAGCUAUUCUUGCUCUUUGGAUUGGAUUCGUUUGCUUCAGGGCUUGCGUCGCUUUCCUGGAUGACAUACUUCUUCAAGCGCAAGUUCUCUCUCCCCGAGAGCGAGCUGGGGUCAAUUUUCUUUACCACGUCGAUCAUUUCCGCCGCGUCGAUGAUCGUCGCAUCUUCCAUUGCGAAGCGCAUUGGUAACGUCAAGACAAUGGUCUUCACCCACCUCCCCUCCGCCAUCUGUCUCGCCAUGAUCCCAUUCCCUUCCGCCCUUCCCCUAGCGCUGAUGUUCCUGAUCCUGCGAGCGUGCACGCAGAACAUGGACGUGGCCCCGCGGUCGGCCUUCCUGGCCAGCGCCUUGCCUUCGGACAAGCGCACCGCCAUCAUGGGCGCGGUCAAUGUGGUGAAGACCAGUGCGCAGAGUAUGGGCCCGCUGAUCACAGGUGUGUUGGCUAGUAGAGGGUUGUUCGGGGCCUCGUUCACUGUGGCUGGUGUCUUGAAGGCAUGCUAUGAUAUCGGCAUGUUGGUUUGUUUUGGUGGGCGGAGUGCGCGGAGGUAGAUGGAAUGGUCUAAGGGAACUAGCCAAAAGCACACCCAAAAGCAUUGUUUAGAAUUGAGGGUUUGUCAUUAGACGCACGGGUCCUGUAUGUUGCUGGUGAGAGCGAGGAUGCUCCUCUCAGCUUC